CCACAUAUUCAGCUAAAGACUGCCGCGGAGGAGCAGAAAGGUGAAUGCUAAAACAGACGGCGGCGGCGGCGGCGGCACCGCGGCUGAGAACUUUAAUGGAAUUCCACGCGCCACCGUCCCGGCCGGUUAAGGACUACGUUCAUUAUCAACACGCCGAUGUUUGCAGCCUGUACAGAUGGACUGCCAAGGAAAGUUAUGAGUACAUGUAUGCAAGGCAGUGGCGUAAAAUUGAUGACUUUUACUUGGAUGUGGUAAACGGCCGCCGCUCUCUGUCCGAGUUGUUUGGGAAAGAGAGUCAUGCUGUCUAUCAUGGUGCUGAAGAUGCAGAAACUUGUGAUAAAUAUGAAUCAGUGAGCAUUCCAGUUAAGGAAAGGACUGGAAGAUGGGCAAGAGUGACAUUCAAAAUACUGUUGUCAUACCAUGGAAGCUCAUUUGAUGGGUGGCAGAAACAACCUGGUUUAAAUACUGUCCAGAGCUUGAUUGAAAGAGCACUUGGGAAAUUUGUUGAUGAUAAGAAAGCACAGCUACUCAAAGACAAGAAAUUACCAAUUGAUGGCUGUGCUGUUGUUGCUGGGAGAACAGACAAAGGGGUGACAGCUCUUGGACAAGUUUGCUCUUUCUAUACAUGGAGGCAGGAUGUCAAAGCUUUAGAAAUUAAGGAUGCUAUAAACAGUGCAUCGUCUGGGAAGAUGAAGGUCAAUUCUGUAACUCAGGUUCCUCGUGAUUUUCAUCCUAAUUUUUCUGCCAAAUGGAGGCGGUAUCUCUACAUAUUUCCAUUUAAUGAUGAAAACGUUGAUACUAAAGACUGUCUCUACAACAAUGUUUUGGACGAUGUUGAUAGCCAAAAUUUCCAAGACAGCAUAUCCUCAUCUGAGGAACAUUGUGAAAACAUAAUCCAUGAUAAUGAUCAGAAUGAACCGUCAACUGGAAACAAACCAAUGAGUUUUGAAGUGAGCCGUGUUAACCAUAUGUUGCAUCAGUUGGAAGGAAAACUACUUUCUUUCAGGAUGUUUGCACGGGAUACAAAGCCGGCAAGAAACAUUGGUCCACCAACAGAAUGCUUUGUCUUCCAUGCUCGGGCUGCAGAGGCAUAUUUACCUUGUCCUCAGGAUGGAACAGGCACGAGGAUAAUGUGCAUUGAAUUGGUUGCCAAUCGCUUCCUGCGGAAGAUGGUUCGAGUUCUUGUAGCAACAGCUAUUAGGGAAGCAGCUGCUGGUGCAGACGAAACCGCAUUGCUGAAGCUGAUGGAUGCAACUUGUAGGCGCGCCACUGCCCCACGCCCCCCUGAUGGCCUCUGCCUCGUCGACGUCGGGUAUACAGAAUUCCAGAGAGAAAUAUGCCUAAUCCAUUGAAGCUGCCUUCUCCAUUUUUGUAAGUUAAGAUGGAACAAAUUUUAACCUAACUUUAUUUGAUGUUAUAUACUCAAACUUGGAAAAUGGUCCAUCAGGCCCUUGUCCAGCCCUAGAUUAAAAAAGGGCUUAAAUAUAUAGAUAUAUAGUAGGCUUUUUUUUAUA
Andrographis paniculata is the source of this 1514-nucleotide messenger RNA. RefSeq lists its product as uncharacterized. Gene Ontology annotation, biological process: tRNA pseudouridine synthesis. Gene Ontology annotation, molecular function: pseudouridine synthase activity; RNA binding. NCBI's taxonomy places the organism in Eukaryota, Viridiplantae, Streptophyta, Magnoliopsida, Lamiales, Acanthaceae. The record is from RefSeq and is a predicted model, not a curated record.